Messenger RNA from Toxorhynchites rutilus septentrionalis, 873 nucleotides. RefSeq lists its product as uncharacterized. The coding region runs from base 1 to 873 and encodes 290 amino acids. The transcript has a single exon. The record is from RefSeq and is a predicted model, not a curated record. Lineage: Eukaryota; Metazoa; Arthropoda; Insecta; Diptera; Culicidae.
AUGCCAACUAGUGGAUCUGUUGAAAAGCUAUGGAGUAGCAUCAAGAACGCCUUUAUCACAACCAGUGAUGAAACCCUCGGCAAAGUACGCUGUACGCGGAGGGAGUGGAUUUCAGAUGAAACCUGGAGGGUGAUCGAUGAGCGGAGAGAAGCGAAAGCUGGCAUUGAGCGAGCGCGUACCAGAGCGGCUAAGACAGACGCUCGUCAACGAUACGCCGAGUUGGAGAAGGCUGUUAAGAGGGCUUGUAGACGGGACAAGAGAGCCUGGACCAACUCCCUAGCUGAAGAGGGUGAAACCGCCGCCGCCUGUAUCCGCCUGUUGUACGACAUUUCUCGCCGCCUUAGUGGUGUUAGGAUGAAUACGAAGAUGGCGCUAAAAGAUAGAACUGGUCAGUUAUUGACAGACCGUACAGACCAGCUUAAACGAUGGGCUGAACACUUUGAGCAACACUUUCGAGUCUCAAAUGCCGGUAACCAAGAAAACCAGCAGCGCUUAGCACCCGUAGUUCGUCGCAUUAAUCGCGUAAACUCCGAUGCGAUGUCUGAAAUUGAAGUGGUAAUCAAGAAUAUGAAGUCCAGUAGAGCGCCAGGAAUAGACUGUAUUUCAGCCGAGAUGCUCAAAGCUGACACAGCCUUGUCAGCCCAAAUGAUGCAUCGGCUAUUUAGCAAUAUAUGGGAAACCGCAACUUAUCCGGUGGACUGGAUGCCGGGCGUUUUGGUUAAAGUCCCUAAGAAAGGAGAUCCAAUUGAAUGCGGGAACUGGCGCGGCAUCACGCUGCUUUGUGUUACUCUCGAAGUACUCUGCCUUUGCAGGUCUACGAAAUAUCUGGCGCUCAAACCAGAUCACUCUACAUACAAAAACCCGAAUCUUUAA